GAAUCAACACGUCAGUCUGCACGCAGUGCAGUUCCUCUAUUUUUUUCCAUUUUAAAGCCACAAUCACAAACUGAAGGAUUUCACAAGAGUUUCGUGAGGACACAAGACAGCAAUGUGGGUUCUUGCUUUAACUGCUCUCCUGGUUUAUGGCUCUGUACACACAGCUCACAGUGCCAUAUUAAUUCAGAGAGGCACAGAGGGGGGUGACACUGCUCUCUACUGUAAAAAUGAUGGUAAAGCGAUAUGGAGUAAAGGUGUUGAUGGAGGGGGAGGGAGGAUCCUCACUGCUCAACAUGGAGAAGUCACCAUUAAACACAAACCUGAUCCAGAUCACAGAUACACUGUGUUAAGUGAUUUAUCACUCAUGAUAAAGAAUCUGUCUCUCUCAGACUCGGGGAUUUACUACUGUAACGCUGUUCCUGUGGUCAGUCUGACUGUCACUCCAUUACAAAGUAGCACACCCGAGACAGAGGAAGGUUCAGCUGAAACAGGUAACCAGCAGAACCGAGCAGAAGAAGUUUACUGUCUGGCUCCACAUCCAUGAGUCCUGAUCACACACUAACACACAAUGUCCUCUUUUAAUUUUAAUCACAUUUCUGUAUCUUAUUUCCUUUUGUUUCCUUUGGAUUGUUGCUGUUUGCUAGUAAACUUACCAACUUUUAUAACAGAAUGUAACUGAGAGCUCUCUGUCUAUAACUCUCAUUAUUAAUGUAAUUAUUACAUCUAACUUUUAUUGCUGAAUCUGUUAUACUACAGUGUGGAAUAUCUGCACUGUGCUUCAUAUUAUUCCUUUCAUAUAUUUAUUUGAUCUUUGUUUCAUAAAAUCUAUUUACACAUUUAUUCUCUGUGAUUAUUUAGCUUUGUGUAAAUGUGAAGAUCAAGUAAAAGUAAAUUAAUACACAAUAAAUACAUUAAGGCUCCAGUGUAACUGUAAGGUGUACUGGGUUUAGUUUAAUCUACAAUAAAUUAAUUUAAUCUACAAUUAAUUUCAUUCAGGCUACAUCUAUAUUCACUCUGAUCUCAUUAGAAGUUUAUACAAAUUUCGAGAGACAAACAUGCUUGUAGGAACUUGCUGUUUGAUGCAGAUAUG
Molecule: messenger RNA, 1090 nt
Organism: Pangasianodon hypophthalmus (striped catfish)
Lineage: Eukaryota; Metazoa; Chordata; Actinopteri; Siluriformes; Pangasiidae
Exons: 4
Coding region: 113-544 (143 amino acids)
Source: RefSeq, a predicted model, not a curated record